GACUGACAUAGGUCCAUCAUCACAAUGGUCUAGCUUAGCUUAUCCACCUCACUACCUGAGCACCUUUCUUCAGUGCUGCUCUUGCCAUGAUCAGCACCACUGGGAAGACAACCAAAAGGAUGGUGUACUAACCCCAUGCUUAACACCUUUUCUAAUAAUGGUUCUGCUAGGAGAGAAGAUUCCCAAAAGCUGCCUCUCCAUCAGCGAGUACUACCAGAAUGUUCUAGCUGCCAUCCUACUCUUGUUGGGCCUUUUUGCCUUACUGGAUAAUACCAUCAAAACUGUCCUCCUGAUCUGGAUUUACCUGUGUCAGUUUCUGAAAAGAAUCUCCCAGUAUUUCGUCACCAAAGCAUACAGAUGGAUCAAAGCACUAACAGCUAUUUCCUGCAACAAGAAAUCCAGCACUUGGAAGGAAGUGGUACUGAACAAAGGCCACAAGAACGUCUCCAUGUUGCGCUUUCACUGCACUCUUGAUCCUCUGAGGCUAACCGUAAACAUGAACAACCUAACUGGUCUGAAAAGCCACUGUCCCCAGGAUCACAGGAAGGACAAGAGUUACCAUGGUUCCUGGCCAACCCAUCAGGACACUGAUGAUGAGAAAGCCAGUUGGUAUGGGCACCAGCAGCAACACCGUCAGGCAAACAACCGGCCUAACCAAGCUCAGCAUUACCAAGACUGGGAGAGCCAGUCCAGCUCCCAUCACUCAGACAGUGACAGUCCCCAGCCAGCGUGCCCAGCUGGAUCCACUGUGUCAUCAGUGCAUUUUCACACUAGGUCCCCAGAGCACGUUGCCAAGGCCAGAGGCAGCUUGGUUGACUGGGGCAUUUACAUACGCAACCCCCAGAGGGCCACUGGGGAUAAAGAGCUCCACCUGAACAGUGCAGGAGAAACUAUGCGAGGGCAGAGUUUCCUGCACCAAUCUGCUGUUCCCAGCACAGAGGAACCCAUUGGCCUCCAUUCAGAGUGCUCUGCUGUUCACGUUCAUCCCCAAGUCAGUGAGGCACACUUCAUCCCCAGCCCAAUCCUCCCAGGCCCCAAGCGGGUAGUGUACUCUGCCCUGACUCCCACCCCAGAGUCGAGAACUUGUCUCAACAAUGAUUAUCCCCACUCCGUGCCUCAGGCACGUCAGAGGAAUCCUGAGCACCAUCCUAGGACCGAAUUUCACCAGAGCUUGCCACAGGCUCCACGAGCCGAAGUUUACAUCUAUCUCGUCAACCCACAGCCUUUCGGCUCAGAGCACACCCCUGAACAGACCUCCCGCCCCUUCUCGGCAUCUCGCACCAUCUUGGUCAAGGACACAUUGGCAAAACGGGUAUCUGUUGGCCACACCUGGGAAAGUUCCAACCAACGCCCAAGAGGGCAGGUUCUUUGUGACACCCACCCACAACGCAAGAGUAUCUGGGAGAGAAAACACCAAACGAGCACUCUGCAGCUGAGCCCAGACUAUGAGAAGCUGGCAGGAAGCAGUGAUGGCGCCAGCUUAAUCCACAAUACACCUCUCCUGGCAGACAUGACAAGAGGAGGUUCUGAUACAGCACCACCUACCAUUAACAAGUGAAGGUGCCAUCUAACUGGAAUUACCACCCAGCCGACUUAAAUUUCUGGCAUCGAUAGGAUUCCGAUGCCUGGUUUACCCAAAGGGACCUGAACUACCUGGGAGGGAAUAGCACAAAAGGCAUUCUCUGCUAUUCUGUGGUGCUCUCAGGACACGCUGGGUUCAAUAAAUAGCAAAGCACCAA
Molecule: messenger RNA, 1739 nt
Organism: Pelodiscus sinensis (Chinese soft-shelled turtle)
Lineage: Eukaryota; Metazoa; Chordata; Testudines; Trionychidae
Source: RefSeq, a predicted model, not a curated record